Blepharisma stoltei is the source of this 1779-nucleotide messenger RNA. The record is from the annotation of a GenBank genome assembly. Lineage: Eukaryota; Ciliophora; Heterotrichea; Heterotrichida; Blepharismidae.
AUGUACAGUGAUGUUCUCAUAGUAGGCGGAGGCAUGGCAGGCUCAGCUUUAGGCUGCGCUCUUGCCACUUCAAGUUUGUUUUCGAAAAUCACAGUAAUUGACACAACACCAAUCCCAAAGGCACCUGAAAACGAGGUCCCAGAUCCGAGAUGUGUGACCCUGACUCCGAUUUCUCAGAAAUUUAUGCGCUCAAUUGGCACUUGGAACUUGAUUGAAGAAAAGAGGAGGGCUGGAUUCAAGGAAAUGAAGGUUUGGGAUUACUAUGGAACCGGCUCGAUGCUCUUUGAGGACUCAUAUGGCUGGGUUUUGGAAAAUAAAGCGAUCACUCAUGCUAAUAUGACGAGGCUUUCUCAGUUCCCCAACGUCGAAAUUCUGGCCCCAGCGAAGGUUAAAGGCUUCAGUGUGAGGACUGGGGAAGUUGAGGUUGAGCUUGAAGACGGGCAGAAGCUGACCACGAGUUUGGUUGUCGGAGCUGAUGGAAAAGAGUCAAAAGUGAGGAAUGAUUUCAAGAUUGGGGCUUGGAGGUCGACUUACCCACACUGUGGACUUGUGUGCACUGUAAAGGCAGACAACAAGGUUCCAACUGCUUAUCAGAGAUUUUUGAAGACUGGACCGAUUGCAUUGCUUCCAUUUUGGGAUGAUUAUUAUUCUAUUGUCUGGUCUCUGCCUCCAUUAGAAGCGGAAAGGCUCAAAAAGAUUCCUCCAGCUCAAUUUAUUGAGGAACUGAACAAAGCACUACAUGACCCGUCUAUAGUCAGUUUUCCAGUGAGCACACAACUAGACGCUCCAAUGAUUAGAGAAAUAACGACAGAUAGGUUUAGCUUUCCAUAUGCUCUUCAGCACGCAUCAAAAUUCGUAGACAGCAGAGUCGCUCUUAUUGGAGAUGCAGCUCACACAAUUCACCCAAUGGCUGGACAGAGUACAUUAUAUUAAAUUUUAAUUUCUACCGCUUAACACUCAUUACCGCAUGAUCUUAACGGACUCCUGCACUUGCAUCGGGGUUACCAAUCCAAUACAGUGUGUGCACCACCUAACUUCACUUCUGAAUAGUCCCUCAGCUUCGGCGUUCGGAUUUCAACAGCUGUCCUUCUAGCUCUCAUGGGUUGCCUCACAAAAUUUUAAAAAAAAUAUAAUUUUUUGAUCGAUUCCAAGUAAAAAAGAAAAACCUGGAACCGAGACCGUAACUCCUGGUUUUGCCCUAGAGAGCUGCCCGAUAGGCCUAGGAAGAUUUUCUAGGCUUCCCCUUCCCUUUCCAACUCCAAGCUACUUCUCCACGUGAUAAAAUCAAAUCCUGAAAAAGGACUUUGGCUAUGCUCUACAUUCCACGGAAUCGCUUACCUAAAAUUUCUACCCAUUUCUGAUUUGGCACAACCUUGCCAGAUAUAAUUAAUUAUGUAACAGAAGGCCCUCUCUUAGUCGCCAUAUUUAAUUAGUGCUGGACAGGGCUACAAUUUAGGAGUAUAUGACGUUAUCAACUUGGCCCAUGACCUAUGCGAAGCUGCUAAGGUUGGCAAAGACCCUGGAUCUCUGAUGUCAUUAGAAAACUACGCAACAAGAUCAAGACUUUACAACACCCUAUUUGCUGGCUUCGAGCAGUUCAUUUUAUGGAACUAUACAGACUUCGGUUUGAUUCAUUAUUGAAGAAACGCCAAUUUUUCUCUUAUCAACAACAUCCCUCCUCUAAAGAGCUUGUUUCAAGCAGGCGCUAACGGCACAUAUUAUGUUCCAAGCCAUUGGAGUUGGGUAUCAGAAAUGCCUCCAGAAGAAAUCCCUUUCUAA